CGCAGUUCGCAUCGUCAUCAUCCUUUUCUUUGACAAUUGUGGCGGCAAUGGCAUCGGCCACGACAAUACUUUCUCCUCGCCCCCUCUCUCUCGCCCUGCCGCCGUACUUUCACAACAAGACUCGUGGUUGCUGCAGCCAUGCCUCCCGAACGAUGCCGCACGAUUCGGGCGCCAGAAUGCGCUUCUCGCCGCACUAUCUUUCUUGCAAUCAACGUCGGUCAUCCGCCCGUGCAAAGAAGAAUCCUGGUUCGUCGCCAGCAGCGACGGUGGAGCCACCCUUCAAUGUUCUGGUGGCCAUGAAGUCCUUGCACAAUGACAUCAUGAUCGUGGACUCCUCGACUACGAGAAGUAUGCCUUUUGAUGAAAUGCGUCAACGUAUUUUCUACUAGUUAGGAAAAAUCUCUCAUUUGGUUUCCUUAUGUGGAAGCUCACCGCAACCCUUCCUCCAAAAUUCCCCACUAGAAUAUGAUAACUUGCUGCCUAACAGACACGAGAAAUCUCUGUAGUUGCUUCCUCUUGCCAAAUGAUACGCCAUGGUCGCUGUGUACGCACGACUUGCAACGGGAGGCUGCUAAGAGGUGCCUCUCGUUGCUAGAAAGGUUGAAAGAUGCUGUGGCCGUGUUGAUCACUACUUCAGAUGCGAAGGACACAGAUUGCCCCAGCACGAGAGGACAUUGCUUCAAACAAUGUAUAUUGUUGCCGGUAUGAGAAUGGAGGAGGAAGACCACCUCUUGCUCGUUUUAAAAUCACAAGAAGAUCCUGCGCCAGCAGAGUAAGAAAAAGAUAUAGAGGGAGAGGGAGGCUCACCAUGGACACCAUCUUCUCUAUGACUUCUGAAACACAGCUGAUGGUGUGCAAAAAGGAUUCCAAAUUGAAUGAAGAUUUUCAAAUCAAGAGCUCACUCAAAAUCUCCUAAUUGAGGAGGAGAUCUAUCACUUGAGCUUUUUUGAAUCUAGGAGAUCUCUGAAUCAGUAAGCUUGAUUCAUGCUCCUAAAUUCCAAAUUUCUGACCAUGUGGGAGGAGAAUGGUGCUUGUUUGAGCGAGUGAAGGGGAGACUGCAGUCUUGUGCAAGAAAGGGAAGAUAACAUUCAUAGUAUGCUAAACAAGGAGCAACCUUGGACUGGAUCAUAUUGGGAUGAGUUUGCCAGUCUUCCUGCUAUUGUUCCUGAAGGUCCAAUUGCAAUCUUAGGUUUGGGUGGCGGAACAGCUGCACAUACAAUGCUUAAAGCAUGGCCAAACCUGCACCUUCAAGGUUGGGAGAUUGAUGAGACACUGAUUGAUUUGGCAAGGGAAUAUUUUGGUCUAUCUGAUCUAGAGAAGUGCACAUCAGCUGGUGGUUUUCUUUCGGUUCACAUUGGUGAUGCACUUUCUGAAUCUGUGACAACUGGAGGUGGCUUUGCUGGAAUUAUUGUGGAUUUAUUUUCUGGUGGAGAAAUCCUUCCUCAGUUGAAGAAGGUUUCUACAUGGUUAGACAUUGAGAAGAAGUUGAUUUCAAAGGGUCGCAUCAUGGUAAAUUGUGGUGGAGCUUAUGCUGAGGUAUAUGGAAGCGGAAAACAAACUGUGAAUGCUAAUGUUUUAUCAACUGGUUCCUGGAUUAAGAACUCUACUAUUAAGGCACUUUGCCAGGCAUUCCCUGGAAAGCUAAGCUGGAAAAGAAUGGAAGAGAAAGAUAGCGAUAACUAUCUUGCCCUUACAGGUCCAUUGCCAGAUUUAGAUGCCUGGUCUGCUGCUGUUCCUGCUGAAUUGAGCAUGAAUGUGAAAGAAUGGAGAAUGUGUGAACUUUCUUCAUGAAAUUAGUUACCCAGCCUGUCAAAUUCUUCUGUUGGAAAUUGAUUAAUGUCACAUUCGCAUUACCUGACAACAAGAAAAUGAAUCUUGCACAGCCUGGUGCUUGGCGCUGACGCUGGCUCGAGGGGAGAGAAACUUACAAAGUCCAUCUAGCCAUUACUUUAGAUCGUUUGCAAAAGCAAUCGUAUAAACAUUCAUGUAACUCGUUGAAUUUUGUGGAGUGACCAAUGCAAUCAUUUUGUAGCUCUCA
Molecule: messenger RNA, 2038 nt
Organism: Zingiber officinale
Lineage: Eukaryota; Viridiplantae; Streptophyta; Magnoliopsida; Zingiberales; Zingiberaceae
Exons: 9
Coding region: 1096-1791 (231 amino acids)
Source: RefSeq, a predicted model, not a curated record